Candidozyma duobushaemuli is the source of this 2364-nucleotide messenger RNA. RefSeq lists its product as uncharacterized. Lineage: Eukaryota; Fungi; Ascomycota; Pichiomycetes; Serinales; Metschnikowiaceae. The coding region runs from base 1 to 2364 and encodes 787 amino acids. Gene Ontology annotation, biological process: L-homoserine biosynthetic process; aspartate family amino acid biosynthetic process. The transcript is spliced from 2 exons. Gene Ontology annotation, molecular function: aspartate kinase activity; NADP binding; homoserine dehydrogenase activity. The record is from RefSeq and is a predicted model, not a curated record.
AUGUAUGUGAGUCUUUCGCUAUUACUAUUUAACUUUUGUGUGGUGUCGGCCUUCAACAAUUCCUCGAGUUUUGGAUAUCUGAACCACACUAAUGCGACUUACUACAACUACACCAAUACUAUUGCAUCUGAUGAUUUUGUUUACCGUGGAGUGGCUUUGGGCGGCUGGCUUGUCCUAGAGCCGUAUAUCACGCCUUCACUUUUUCUAUCAUUCAAUGAAACGUCUCGAAAUUCCUCCGAUAUUCCGAAGGACGAAUAUCAUUUUUGCAAAGAGCUUGGACAUGAGGAAGCCUCGGCUCGGCUCAAGCAGCAUUGGGACACCUUCUACAACGAACUGGAUUUCGAGGAUAUCAAAAAUUAUGGCCUCAACAUGGUCAGAAUACCUGUUGGGUACUGGUCUUUCCAGGCCCUUGAUGAUGAUCCAUAUGUUCAAGGAGCGCAGGAGUAUCUAGACAAAGCUAUAGAGUGGGCCUCCAACCACGAUCUAAAGGUAUGGAUUGAUCUACAUGGAGCUCCCAAUUCCCAAAAUGGAUUCGAUAACUCUGGCUUGUUUCGUGCCAACGAGCCCGGCUGGCAGGAUAAGACAAAGUAUGUGAAUUUGACAAGGCUGGUGUUGCAAGAGAUUUAUGCCAAAUACGGCAGUGCUGAGUUUAGCGAGAAGUACAACGACACAAUUCUUGGAAUCGAGGUUCUUAACGAGCCGAUGGGCCCAAAACUAUCGAUGCUGAAGCUCAAGGAGUUCUACAAUCAGGCAUACAUUGAUGCCAGAGAGAUUCAAGAUACCAAUAAUACCAUCGUGUUUCAUGACGCUUUCCAGGAAGCAGGCUAUUGGAACCACUUCAGAAACAACAACUCCAACACUUCGUCAAUCACGCGAAAUUACAAUAUCCUUAUAGAUCACCAUCACUACGAAGUCUUUGGUGCCGGGCAGCUCAAUUCCUCUAUCGCAGAGCAUAUUGAAAAUAUCAAAAACUACGCUUCGGGAAUUGAAAAAGAGCUCAAGUACCACCCUGCUGUUGUGGGUGAGUGGUCUGCCGCAUUGACUGACUGUACACCCUGGCUUAACAGUGUGAACUGGGGUACAAGAUGGGAGGGUACCUCGCCUUAUGACAACGACCCUAUACAGCUGAAGGAUGUGGACUGUCUGAACAUCAACAACUAUCAAAAAUGGACGAAAAAGCACAAAAGAGAUACGAGAAAAUUCAUCGAAAUCCAGCUAGACCAAUACGAGGCGAAGGCCAAUGGCUGGAUCUUUUGGUGCUACAAGACAGAAACCACCAUUGAAAUGACCAAAUCUGUUAACGUCGCUAUCAUCGGUGCCGGUGUCGUCGGUUCCGCUUUCAUCAACCAAUUGGCCAACUUGAAGGCUCCUGUUGCGCUUAAUGUUGUCUACUUGGCUAGAUCUUCCAAAGAGGCUAUCUUCUCUAAGGACUACCAAUCUGUCGAUUUGAAGUCCUACAAGACCUCCCCAGCCCAGCCUGUCUUGCCUUUGGACGAAUUGACUUCCUUCUUGGUUGGUGCUAAAAAACCCACCAUCUUGGUUGACAACACUUCCAACACCACCCUCGCCGACUACUACCCCAAGUUUGUCGAGGCAGGUAUUUCCAUCGCUACUCCUAACAAGAAGGCUUUCUCUUCUGAUUUGGCUACCUGGAACGACAUUUUCAACAAGUCUGCUGCUCCUAACGGUGGCUUGGUUUAUCAUGAAGCCACAGUUGGCGCUGGUUUGCCAAUCAUUGGUCCAUUGAGAGACUUGGUCCUCACCGGCGACAAGGUUGAGAAGAUCGAGGGUAUCUUGUCUGGCUCCUUGUCUUAUGUCUUCAACACUCUUUCUACUAGCGAGAAGUCUGACAAGAAGUUCUCUGAUGUCGUCAAGGUUGCCAAGGACUUGGGCUACCUUGAGCCCGAUCCUAGAGAUGACUUGAACGGUAUGGACUUCGCCAGAAAGGUUACCAUCUUGGCCCGUAUUGCUGGCUUUGAGGUUGAGUCGCCAUCUUCAUUUGCUGUUGAUUCUUUGGUUCCUCAGCCUUUGGAGUCCUUGGCCACAGGCGCAGAGUUCUUGGAGAAGUUGCCUGAGUACGACAGCGACUUCCAGAAGCGUAAGGAUGACGCAUUGGCUGAGAACAAGGUCUUGAGAUACGUUGGUCAGGUUGACUUCAAGGCCAACAAGGUUUCUGUUGGAAUUGCCAAGUACGACUUCGACCAUCCUUUCGCUUCCUUGAAGGGCUCUGACAACGUUGUAUCUAUCAAGACUGAAAGAUACCCCAACCCAUUGAUUAUCCAAGGUGCCGGUGCUGGUGCUGAGGUAACUGCUCAUGGUGUCUUGGCAGACGCCAUCAAGAUCGCCGAGAGAAUCGCUAACUAA